GGUAUAACUUCCGGUACUUCUUUAUUUGAUCCAGAGGGGUUUCCGAGGAAUGAUAUUGAUGUGUACAGUAUCAGACAUGCCAGAGCAUCUUUGAUUCGAUUAAGGACGGAUUUGAAUCAAAUAAAUAAUCUACUCGCACCUGCACUUGAUGCCGCUUUCUCAUCUCCUACAAACCUUCCAAAUCAAGAUCAACCUCAGACUUUUGUUAAUGGAUCAUCUGGGAAUACCCACUCGCAUGAUUCUCCUGAGAAAGGUUUAGCAAGGGUUGAUAGUGUCGCUUCUGAAAGUCCUGCUCAAAAUGCUGAUCUGAGAACUGGAGAUAUAAUAUUUUCCUUUGGAGGUAUCACUUCUACAACGGGAAGUUUGAACUCUAUCGGAGCACUUGUUGCCGGAUCACAAGGUACUCCCUUGAUCGUACUGGUUCAAAGAGGAGAAGAAAAAGUACAAUUGAGCCUCACUCCUCGGUCCGGUUGGGGUGGAAGGGGUCUUUUAGGAUGUCACAUACUUCCUCUUUAA
This is a messenger RNA of Tremella mesenterica DSM 1558, 516 nucleotides long. RefSeq lists its product as uncharacterized. The annotation marks the transcript as partial. The record is from RefSeq and is a predicted model, not a curated record. Gene Ontology annotation, biological process: proteasome regulatory particle assembly. The transcript has 5 exons. Gene Ontology annotation, cellular component: cytoplasm; nucleus. Gene Ontology annotation, molecular function: protein binding. NCBI's taxonomy places the organism in Eukaryota, Fungi, Basidiomycota, Tremellomycetes, Tremellales, Tremellaceae.